UUUCACCAAAAAAAACUACUAAUUUGAAUGCUAAACCAGGCAAAGAAAGCUUAUCAGCCAAUAUCACUUGCUAGAGCAAUUGCUCCAGUUUUGCCAACACAGAAGAUCAAAGAGUUAUUAUCUAAACCAACUUCAGAGUCUGUCAGCUUCCUGAUAGUGCGGCAUCCAUUUGAUCGUCUUCUAUCAGCAUAUAGGGACAAGAUGGAGAGGAAAAACAGAUACUAUUAUAAUCUGUAUGGAAAAGAAAUUGUUCGUAAAUACAGAGAGAGAGGAAUCGCUAGGUUUGGACACAAAUUCUAUCAGAGGAAUAUGAAUAACGGUGCUCCAAUGGUUGUCCCUGGAAGGAAAGGAUCAGAACCUACUUUCUGGGAGUUUGUUACAGCAAUUAUAGAGGAUGAAUUAAUGGACGAUCACUGGAUGCCUAUCAGUGAUCUCUGCAGCUUCUGCAGAAAAGGACUAAACUAUAACGUUAUAAUAAAAUAUGAAAAUAUGGCAGCUGAAGAAAGAUAUUUAUUAAACCGCUUGAAUGUGGAGGAUCUCAUAAUCCCUCAGUGGGAGAACAGAUACCCUGGCCAACCCAUUGAUCAACAUAUUAGGGAUGCAUAUUUUAAUUUACUGAACGAAGAAGAGAUAAAUGAUUUAUUCCAACUGUACGAGAUGGAUUUUCAUCUGUUUGGAUACGAGAUGGAUAUGAAAUAUCUCAUCAGGAUUAGAUGAUAAUAUACACAGAGAUCUAGACAGAUAUGAAAAUUAGUCUUCGAAAUUCAAUUCAGGGUCGACUUUAAAAUGUCCUAACGCCUUGGCCUUUAGUUUGAUUUUACAAGCUCAAUUAUAUAUUUUAAAGCUCUCUCUCUAUCUUUAUAUAUAUUAUAUAUAAGUGUAUAUAUGUAUGU
Molecule: messenger RNA, 893 nt
Organism: Eurytemora carolleeae
Lineage: Eukaryota; Metazoa; Arthropoda; Copepoda; Calanoida; Temoridae
Product: carbohydrate sulfotransferase 14
Exons: 9
Coding region: 28-717 (229 amino acids)
Biological process (GO): carbohydrate biosynthetic process
Cellular component (GO): membrane
Molecular function (GO): sulfotransferase activity
Source: RefSeq, a predicted model, not a curated record